Messenger RNA from Macrosteles quadrilineatus (aster leafhopper), 5521 nucleotides. RefSeq names its product rab11 family-interacting protein 1 (gene Rip11). The record is from RefSeq and is a predicted model, not a curated record. Gene Ontology annotation, molecular function: small GTPase binding. Gene Ontology annotation, cellular component: intracellular membrane-bounded organelle. Bases 207 to 1712 code for a protein of 501 amino acids. The transcript has 12 exons. NCBI's taxonomy places the organism in Eukaryota, Metazoa, Arthropoda, Insecta, Hemiptera, Cicadellidae. Gene Ontology annotation, biological process: regulated exocytosis.
UGCAUCGUAAGCGUUUGUGUUUGUAAGUUUGUGUUCUGUUUGACGACGUAGAAAUGUAAGAGUACAGUUAUCUUGUUGAUCGUCUGAUUUUAGUUUCUUGACCUAAUUUAUGUUUUAAUUUUAUAGAUCAAUUUAAGUAUGUUUCAUUCUUAGCCGUAAAUAUUUGAUUGAGGUUUUUACUGUGAUUGACAUCAGUUUGUUUCAUCAUGUGGAGCCCAACACACGUCCAAGUUACAGUUCAAAAGGCUCGUGGUCUCCUAGCCAAAGGAAAGAAUGGAACCAAUGAUGCCUUUGUCACAAUUGGACUUGGAAAGGACAAAUACCAAACUUCUAUCAAAGAGAAAGCUACAGAGAAUGUGGAAUGGCAUGAAAAGUGUGAAUUGCAAAUUCCUAAGCAAGGCAAUACCGCUGAAAUUGUCUUAACAGUUCUUCAUCACAGCUUUCUUGGAGUCGACGAGUUCCUUGGCUGUGUCAGCGUUCCACUGGCUGAAAUGGAUGUCUACGAAAGACCCCGAAACAGGUGGUACAAAUUGAAAGGGAAACCCGGCAAAGAGAAAAAUAAAGAAGGCAAAGAACGAGGAGAACUGGAAGUCAAAAUAUCUUUCAUCGUCAAAUCUGGAAGUCUUGCUGAUCUCUCCAAGAAAGAGAAACACAAAUCAUCAUUAGGGCAGUUAUCUACAGCUCUAGGAGGAAGUUUGAUCAGUAUCAGCAGUUUAGACAAGAGAAAGGGGCUGAAGAAAUUUGCUAAAUCAUUUGGUCAAUCAUUUGAUGCUGGAAUGCUCAGUAACAAAAUCAGUGGCAAAAGCAAAAGCAAAGAGAAAGAUUUCCCAGAAACAGGGAGUUUGCAUGAGGUGAACAAACUGUCGCGAGGUGGCGUAGGACUCAGCGGAGAUAUCAAACCCUCCCUUCAGAGGGCUGGGGAUGCGGAUCCUGGGGUCAUCAGUGAAGGAGAGAGUGAAGACGGCUUCACGUUGGAUGACUUGUCACACAAAGGGUCAGGUUACUCACUAGAAGCAAAUUCUACUCCCAAGAGUGGGUCUUUGGAGAACCUAGCUGGAGGAGAGAUAUUGCGACGCUCAGAAAACACUCCCCCCGCCAAACCUCCACGGACUAUUGUACCUCCGCCCGAACCUGUGAUGGACGAAUGGGAACAGAAACUAUAUGGGAAAUAUGGGAAAGACGCCAUGAAUGUUGAACCGCCAAGUACACUGCAGCGGAGAAUGAACAGCUUUAACACUAACCUUCCCAUAAUGCCUUCCUUCUCCUCUCCUCCCCCUGCGGCAACCUCUACCCCCACCACAGUCCCUACUUUGUCAACACCUACUGAGGAGUUAGGCCUAGUCACGCCUACUGAAGAAUUUUCUCGCCAAGACUUCAAAAAGAGUCCUACUCUAUCUCAUCCGAGCAAGACAUCUUCCAGUAAAAGCUCCAUGGAGCGAAUCAUCAUAGGAGGAGAGACUGACAGCUUUAGUGCUCCGCGCACUCCACUCAGCCGCCUCAACCCGGAGAUACUCAAGAAGUUCGAUGGGAAGUCUCGAGAGGAUUUGAUAGAGACGAUCAUGGACUUGCAGAACAAAGUUUCAAAAAUGAAUCAACAACAAAGAGAUCUUGAGGAUUACUUGGAUCAGCUGCUUUUAAGAGUCAUGGAGACAUCCCCUCGCAUUCUCCAAAACCCGUACAUGAAUUGUAAAACUCAGGCUCAGUGCAUGUAGCUAUUCAAAUUAAAACACUUCAGAUUUGUAUCAUGUUGACAGUGUACUUCAAAUCAAGAUAAUGAAUGCUAAAACAAAGCCAUGAACUUUUAACUUUUCAAUAUUUGUUAUGGAUUUGUUUAAGAUAGCUUGAUUUUUUUUAGAGUAAUAUCUUUUGGUAAAAAUGUAGCCUAUUUUUAAAAUGACUUAUAUAUUUUUUAGCUUUUACUGUCGUUUUUUUAUAUAUAAUCUACUUUAUCUGUGGAAAAACGUUCUCUCCUAAUGUAAGAUUGAUGAGAAACACACGUAGGAACAUCUGUGGGGUGGAAUUCCUAGAAUUGUCAGAAGUGAGUAAUUGUUAUUUAUUUUAUCUUUACAAAAAUUUGCGCUAAAAUCUCGAUAGUCCAUCACAUUCUAUAAACAAGCCAGCCACCAGAGUAAAACAAUCCCGUACAGUGAGAGAGAGAGAAAAUUCUUUAUUUACAACAAAUUAUUAUUAUAUAUACAACAGUGAAUAGUUGUCUAAAAAACUGGGUUAUAAAAUUUUGAAAUAAAGUAAAUAUAUGAUGUUCAUAACAGAAUUUACAUUUCUUAGUGGUCUUGAACGAGAUUGUUUGUUGAGCAUUGUAAGUCUGGCUUAAGGACGUUUGUUUUGAAUGUGAAGGUCGUUCUCUAAUAUUUCUGUGAAUGUGAGAGAAAUUGCAUACUACACACUGUAGUAUACAUAACUUUUCAAACCAUUAACUCAAAUUUGCUGGUUUUUUAAACUACAAUCUUGUGCAUUACUUUGCAUGGAUACAUUUACGUUCCUUUCUUGAUAAGCAAUUUUACUUUUGACUUUUUCUAGCGUAACAAGCCUAACAAGCUUUUUGCUUUCUAUGUUUGAGGUUAGUUUUUAGGUUUAAACCCUUUAUGCAGUAUCUGCUAUUUUUUCUUUUAAUACGCAUACUUUAUGGCUCCGGUCAUGCAGUACGCAACGAUUAAGUUAUCCUUAAUAUUCCCAUUUGUGUUUUAUCAUCAAGAGUGUAUUAUAUAGAGUUGAAUUAUGUUAGGAAUCUGUUAGAUAAACCAAACGUUGGUCUAUCUGCGACUUUUUGUCUGUAAAUUUGGGUUUUUCUUUUUUAUCUAAAAUUAGAAUUUUUAAUAAAAACUAUUUAAUUUUUGGAUAUUUAUCUUUGUAUUGUGCACUUUUCCCCUAUGAUGUUUAAUUUUUUGAUUCACACAAAUUUUAAAAUUAUUUUCGUUUAUUGGGUAGUUAUUCUUCCAUUGUUUCUCGUGAACUAACUAUUAUGAAGAGUCAUACAAACAACUUCCUCAAGAUGACUUGUAUUAUGCUCAUUUCAAUUUUACAACCAAAUAGAAUAUUUUGCUAACUCUUUAAUUCUCUGCUUUAUUGUAGAUUUAACUCAAAGCAAAUUAGCCAAACAUAUGUUUUUAUUUAAGAUAAUUUUAGAAUGUUUGACAUACCAGAUGCAUGAAUAUCCUUAUUACUCGUCCUAAGGUGUCUUAACUAUGUACAUAAAGUUCCGUCCAUAUCACCAAGGUGCUUUGUAAAGUUGGAGAUCAUAUAAUCUAUUUUAAAAUUAUAAUGACCCUUUGCAAAUGUAAGAGGAAUUUCAUUAAAUCGGUUUAAGAUUUGUGCUUAUUUAAUUCCAAUUGUUCAAUGCCGGCCUAAUAGUGCAGUGAGCUGCUGAAUAUCUUGUGCUAUACUUAACUCUCAAAGUGUUAUAAAUAUCUUCCAUUUUCAGAUGUCUUUAGUCUUACCUGUUUUCUAAUUUUAAUUUCGAAUAUGGUCUCCAACUCGUUGUUUUGUUGUCGUUAAAGUUUUAUCUUACUAAUAUUUGUUAUACGGUUUUAACCAAUUAAAUCUGUUAUACAUGUUACAAAGUUAAACACGGUUCGUCCAAUGUUUAUAUAUGAUGAAUAGGUUAAGGUAUUAAAUUGUUUACUAGGCUAUGAUAAAAUUUAAAAAAAUUUAUAUACAAAGUAUUUUGUUAAUUUCAACUGUGUAAAUAUAAAAGUGUAUGUAAAAAAGCUAAAGCAAAUAAUUCCAAAGCAAUAUGUGUGAUAAGUUUAGAGUAUAGUCAAAUUAUACAAGAUGUUCCCAAAUUAUCUUCCUUUCAUACUCGAAUACAAUUUUUUUAAUAAAUACUUUUUGACUUUCAUUGUCUUUGUUUCAGUUACUAGUUUUUAGAUAAACUAUAUAGCUGUCCAGUGUGGAGGUUUUUAUUGUGUUCAAUCAUUCUAGCAUUUCAAUAUAACCUUUUCCAACAUUCUAUUAAAUAUCUGCUUCUGUUUACCUUAUUGCAUGUUAAUUUUGCGUAAUGUUUAUGUUAUUUUCAAGAAAUAAAAAGCCAAUUUCAUAUUUAUUUCAGGUUUUUAAUGUUUUUUAAUGUAUUAUUAAUUAUAAGGUAAUCCUUGCUAUAAAAGGUCCCAGCUUACCUGAUGUUAAAAAGUUGCGAUUUUCUAUCACUCCAACUGUUUACGUAGUAAAAAAUAUAACCUGUUAUAAUAACCGAUUGUUAUGUUUAUGUAAUUACGUUUAUUAUUGUUGUUUAUGGAUAGGUAUUUUUGCCUCAUUUCUGUCCGUUAUGUUAGAGUACAACAAAUUUGUUGCCAACAGCGACAGUCUAUAAAUUCUCUUCACUUGAUGUGGUACUUUGCCAAAAGCAGUUGUGUUCGUUACACUCGUAUAAACAAUUUUUAAAAUUAAUGUAAUCUCAUUGCAAAAUGUAAAAACAUUUUUAAGAUGGCUAAGUUAAAUGUAUUGCAUCCUAAAAGCUAUGUGUUCAUUCGUGUAUUUUUGCUGACUCUAGACGCAUGCUGUUUGGUGCGUGACAUGAUGCAAGUAGUCCUAAUGCAUACGAAAUGGCAUGCCCAAAUCACAUUGCCAGGUGGUUGAUUCGCAGGCCAACCCACCAUCCGUGGAUUUUAGUGUUCCUUCCAACUUACCAUCUUAAGUGGUUUUUAGAGAAUUGCCCCAAUAGGGAUGAAGCUAUUACCAUGGGUAGCAUGGUAAGACCUAGAUUCAAGACCAACAAUUUGUUUGCCUAACUUAUUUUUGGCGAUGUUAAGGCAUUCUAAAGAAUAUCUUAUUGUAUAUUUUAUUUAUAUGAUAAUAUACUGUUUAGCAAACCUACAGUUGGAAAUAAUCUCAAAGUUAUGGGUAAUCUGACCUUGGCUGAGAUUGAUUGGCUAAAGUGGCCAUCAGAUGUCUUAAUCUGUGGUCUGGCCAUUUCUAGAGUAUCAAAACUACUCAUCAUUCUCGUAAAGUUUUUAAACAUCUUAUUAUCAUUGCAAGUCUUUCAAAAUGAUGUUUUAAGCUUGUCUGUAUUUCCUAAGUUUAUUUUAAAUAUGCUGUUCUUAAAUCCUUCGUCACUUUCACUUUUUCUACCAAACACCAAAUGGCUUGCCCCUUGUUGAAUUGAAAGGUUGAGAAGCACGUUGAAAGGUCAGUUGAAAUUGAAAACACGAGUGUGUACAUAGCUAAUUAUCGAAGUAUAGUUUAUUUCAUAACUUUUCACAUCUUAGUUAAAUUAUCUACAAGUGGCCAUCAAGCUUUUGUAAAUAAUAUGUUUUAGAAGUGUAAACUGACUAUUUAUUUAUUAUUAGAAUAAUGUAGAGUUUGUUUUUUAUGGUAGAUAAUUAGUUUAUUUUUGAAUCCAUACCUCUAACUUUCUGUAUCUAAAUGGUGGAAUUAUUCUAUCUGAUGAAUAUCAUCCAGGUCUUCAGGAGAUGCCGGUGGCUGUCGUAUGUUUGCAAUAUGGAAAUUAAAUGUUAAAGCCCAAGAUUAUAUUGUUGGAAUCAAAUAAAAUCCUAUAUUAUCAAUA